AUGCAUCUCUACAACCUCUCUCUCGUUCCGCCCAGCAACAUCACAGCUGCUGUGGUGGGACAAUUUUCCGGCACAAGGACGCAAGAGAUUGUGGUCUGUAGGGGCGGCAGCAGGCUGGAGCUCCUGAGACCAGACACGAGCAGCGGAAGGAGCGUGAGCUUGGCUGAGCAGGAAUGCUUCGGCAUCGUGCGCAGCUUGGCCAGCUUCAGGCUGACUGGCGGUAGCAAAGGUGAGUGUAUGCUUGGGUGGGCUGUAUGCUUGGACGAUGCGGCUGGGUUCUUGUCUUUGCUAACGCUUCGUCCUUCCGCAUAGACUAUCUCAUCGUCGGUUCUGAUUCGGGUCGCAUAGCUCUGCUGGAAUUGGACAUCAAGACGCUUCAAUUCGUGCAGGUGCACUGCGAAACAUUCGGAAGAUCAGGUUCCCGCCGCAUAGUGCCCGGCCAGUAUCUGGCGGUGGAUCCCAAGGGCCGAGCGGUGAUGAUUGGCGCCCUGGAGAAGGCCAAGCUGGUGUACAUCCUCAAUCGGGACGCAGCUGCCAACCUGACCAUCAGCAGUCCACUCGAGGCGCACAGGAAUAGCGCGAUCAUCCAUGCGCUCAUCGGUGUGGACGUGGGCUACGAGAAUCCAGUAUUUGCGGCGCUGGAAAUUGGCUACGAAGAAGCCGAUCGGGAUGCCUCAGGCGCUGCUUAUGAAAGUACUGAAAAGGUGAGCGGCGAGAUGUGGCUGUUGUGCUUGCUUCAUUCAUGGAAAAUCCUCGUUGACUGCUGAUCCGCCCUGCCGCAGCUCUUUACAUACUACGAGCUCGACUUGGGCCUGAAUCACGUGGUCCGAAGGUGGACCUCGCCAGUCUCUCACACCGCAUCGCAUCUCAUCGCUGUGCCUGGUGGCUACAAUCAAACGUCGGAGAGGUGGGAGGGUCCGAGCGGAGUGUUGGUCUGCUCCGAGGACUACAUCUCCUACAAGCACAGCGUCGGGGAGGAGCAUCGUAUCCCGAUACCAAAGCGAUUGAACCCCGUCAAUGCGGAACAGCGCGGCAGCAUCAUCGUUGCGAGUGUGUGUCACAGGAUGAAAGUGAGUGGACAUCGGCGGUGCGUGGACAGCUCACGAGCGCGGCUCGCGGACUGACCUUAUUUGGCUGCGCCAUGCAGACCGGCUUCUUCUUCCUGGUACAAAACGAGGAUGGAGAUCUCUUCAAGAUCACGAUUGAGCACGACGGGGAAGACAUGCAGGCGCUCAAAAUCAAGUACUUCGACACGGUGCCAGUUGCCGCAUCGCUGGUCAUUCUGCGAGCAGGUCUCCUCUUUGUGGCAUCGGAGAGUGGUCCAAGCUACAUUUACUCGUUCCAGAAGCUCGGAGACGACGACGAUCUGCCCGAGUACUCCAGCGUGGACUAUGACUCUCUUGGCGCAGGAGACGAGGCACCAGAGGUUCCAACCUUCAUCCCGAGACCGCUCGAGAAUCUCAUGCAAACGGACGAGAUCUCAGCUCUGGACCCUAUCUUGGACGCCAAGGUGCUCAACCCGCUCAUGACGGACUCGCCUCAGAUCAUUGCUGCUUGUGGUAGGGGACCGCGAAGCUCGUUCAAGAUGCUGCAGUACGGUCUCGAGGUGCAAGAAGCGAUUAGCUCGGAUUUGCCAGGAGUGCCAGGCGCGGUCUGGACGACCAAACUAAAAGCUGAGGAUCAGUACGAUGCCUACAUCAUCUUGUCCUUCGUCAACGGUACGCUCGUUCUCUCAAUCGGCGAAACCAUCGAGGAAGUGAGUGACUCCGGAUUCUUGACCUCCGCACCCACCUUGGCUGUACAGCAACUGGGCACCGAUGCACUCCUCCAAGUCCACCCUGGAGGCAUCAGGCACGUCAUGAUUGACAAGCAAGUCACGGAGUGGGAAACCCCCGCAGCUCCGAAUGGCCGGCCCACCCAGAUCGUCGCGGCUGCUACGAACCAGAGGCAGGUGGUGUUGGCGUUGGCGCCGACCAACGAGCUGGUGUACUUUGAGCUUGACAUGGAUGGUCAGCUGAACGAGUAUCAAGAAAGGAAGAGCGUCGGCGCAAGAGUUUUAACGCUGAGCAUUGCGGACGUGCCGGAAGGAAGGCAAAGAACACCUUACCUGGCUGUGGGGUGUGACGAUCAGACUGUGCGCGUCGUCUCUUUGGACCCGGACAGCACGCUUGCAAGCAUCUCGAUCCAGGCUUUGACUGCGCCGGCGAGCAGCAUCUGUAUCGCAGAGAUGGAAGAUUCCGUCAUCGACAGGAAUCACGCCACUCUCUUUGUCAAUAUCGGAUUGUCUAACGGUGUGCUACUUCGGACGGUGCUGGACCCUAUCUCUGGCCAAUUGACUGAUACAAGAACACGAUUCCUGGGUGCCAAGCCAGUUCGGCUGGUCCGAGUCAAGCUUCACGGUACUCAGACUGCCGUGCUAGCGCUCAGCUCCCGAUCUUGGCUCUCGUACACACAUCAGGGUCGGUCGCACUUCACCCCUCUAAUCUUCGAAGCGCUCGAUCAUGCCUGGUCUUUCUCUGCUGAAAUGUGCCCGCAAGGCCUCAUCGGUAUCAUUUCUGGCAGUUUGCGGAUCUUUACAAUCCCAACGCUGGGCACCAAGCUCAAAACGGAUACCCUGCCCUUGAGCUACACCCCUCGCCGGUUCGUGAAUCAUCCAAGCAGAACCACUUUGUUCUACGUGGUCGAAGCGGAUCAUCGCACACUGUCACCAUGGGCUCAGGAGCAGAGGUUAGCGGCAAGCGGUUCGUCAAGCAGAAAGGUCAAAAGGGGCGUCAUUGAUCUUCCAGCCGCCGAGUUCGGCCCUGUGCGAGGUGAAGCAGGGCAAUGGAGCAGCUGCAUUCGGGUCGUCGAUGUGGAAGGGUUCAAGACGACAUUCCAGCUCGAUUUGGAGGGUAACGAAGCAGCCUUCAGCGCCGCUUUGGUUCCCUUUGGAGCUGCAGAACCCUACUUGGUUGUUGGCAGCGGUGUCGACGUCCACGUCAGUCCUCGCUCUGUGGGUCAAGCCUAUCUGAGCGUCUAUAAGCUCAUUGACGACGGCAGAGGCUUGGAAUUACUGCAGAAGACUGAGGUGGACGACAUUCCACUUGCGCUCAAGUCGUUUGGCGGUAGGCUUCUCGCGGGCGUGGGCAAAGCUCUGCGCAUAUAUGACCUCGGCAAGAAGAAGCUUUUGCGCAAGUGCGAGAAUAAGGUGAGUUGGACCUGCUCGUGGGAUCGCGCUUCAAGGCUGGUGCUGAAUGUCAGCUUCAUCCCUGCAGAACUUCUCCACCUCGAUCGUGUCGCUCGAGACUCAAGGCUCUCGCAUUAUCGUCAGCGAUCAGGCGGAGUCUGUCUUCUACGCCACCUACAAGCCCGCAGAAAAUCGCUUGCUCAUCUUUGCGGACGAUACAGUGCCACGGUGGAUGACAGUCACUCAACUACUCGAUUACGAUACUGUUGCGGGCGCGGACAAGUUUGGCAAUGUUUUCAUUUCAAGGAUAGACGCCGACAUCAGCAAGUCCGUGGAUGAAGAUGCCUCGGGUCUGACAGUGCUCCACGAGAAGCCAUAUCUGCAAGGCGCGCCUCACAAGAGCCAGCUUGUGGCGCACUACCACCUGAACGAGAUCAUCACUAGCUUGACCAAGGUUAGUCUUGUGCCUGGAGGAAGGGAAGUCAUCCUCUACACUGGUCUUGGGGGCACGAUCGGCGCUCUGAUACCCUUUGUAGCGAAAGAGGAUGUCGAUACUCUUAGCACGCUCGAGAUGCACCUCAGACAAGAGGCCACAUCUAGCGUAGUAGGCAGGGACCACCUGGCGUACAGAGGUUACUAUGCGCCCGUGAAAGGCGUGGUGGAUGGCGACCUAUGCGAGACUUAUGGUUUGCUGUCCCCGCCCAAACAACGGGCUAUUGCCGAAGAGCUUGAUCGCACGCCGGCAGAGGUGAACAAAAAGCUAGAGAGUAUGAGGACCACUUCUGCAUUCUGA
Ceraceosorus bombacis is the source of this 3959-nucleotide messenger RNA. The record is from the annotation of a GenBank genome assembly. Lineage: Eukaryota; Fungi; Basidiomycota; Exobasidiomycetes; Ceraceosorales; Ceraceosoraceae.